AUGGCGCGGUAUCACUGCCUGCUCCUCUUUAUGUCAUUCCUACUCACCACUGCAAAGGCCAAAUGCUACUACCCUAAUGGCGACAGCGAGAAUGGUUUAGAACACCAACCGUGCAUUUCCGUCGAGGGUCAAGAGAGCUUCUGCUGCUCUCUAAACCGGACUAAUCCACCCGGGGGCUCGUUAGACGACGGUUACACCGUAGACUUUUGCAUGAAGAACGGACUGUGCAAGAAUGUCGCGGAUGGAGAUACAGUUACGUACUUUCGCAGCAUGUGUUCUACUCCUGAAUGGCCCGAGGCAAACUGUCUAGAUCCUUGUCGUGGAUCUGACACCGGGGCAACGCCACCAAUGACACCCUGCGAUGGGACCGAAAAUUCGACAGUAUGGUGCUGUGGAGAUAAAGCUGACUGCUGCGGGACAACCUCCGCUGUUACCAUCGCCCCUGUGCUCGCUGCAGUCGCGUCUGCUUCAUCCCCGUCUACGUCCGCUACAGCAACACCAAGCGACACACCAUCCACACCAUCCACAGCAGACUCAAGCAGCCUAUCUACAGGUGCAAUGGCUGGAAUCGGAGUCGGUGCUGUUAUUGGCACCAUGGUCAUACUCGCAGGGCUGGGAUACUUCUGGAUGCGGCACCGGAAAUCAACAGCAGGCGGGAAUACUGCGACGCCGAUGGUAGACAAGAACAUGCGCAUGCACAAUGGCGCUGCCGAGGUUAGUGGGCUGAACCAUCGCAAGCAACCCACGCUAGUUGAAGUUGACGGUUCAAAUACGAGAGCCAUGCUCGAGUUGAAUACUGGCGACGGGUUGAGGCAUGAGUUGGGGGAUGGUCGGGAGUAUAGAUAG
Messenger RNA from Aspergillus versicolor CBS 583.65, 846 nucleotides. RefSeq lists its product as uncharacterized. NCBI's taxonomy places the organism in Eukaryota, Fungi, Ascomycota, Eurotiomycetes, Eurotiales, Aspergillaceae. The record is from RefSeq and is a predicted model, not a curated record. The coding region runs from base 1 to 846 and encodes 281 amino acids. The transcript has 2 exons.